ACUGGCGGAAGCCGAGGGCGCGCGACCCGGAAGUGUCCGCCCUGGCCUUGGAGGCGAUGGCGGCCCGGUGGCGGCGAUUGCUGGGCGACGCCGGCUUCAGGAAGGGCGUCCUCCGGCGGUUGGGGGCGGCAGAGUCAUGCUGGAGGCCUUGGUCAUCCAGAGCUGCCACGGCUGGUUCUACUGCUGCCAGACCUGGAGAAGACGCUGCGCUCAAGUGGGGCCUCUUACUGAUCCCCACGGCCACCUUCUGCCUCGGCACCUGGCAGAUUCAGCGGCGGAAGUGGAAGUUGAAGCUGAUUGCUGACUUGGAAGCACGGGUUUUGGCGGAACCAGUUCCACUACCUGCAGAGCCCCUGGAAAUUAAGGACUUGGAGUACAAACCAGUCAAGGUCCGAGGGUAUUUUGACCACUCCAAGGAGUUGUAUAUCCUUCCCCGUUCACUUGUAGAUCCGGAGAAAGAAAAAAGAGAUGCGGGCCAGCUGAUGUCCAAUCCAGAGAGUGGUGCCAACGUCAUCACACCCUUCUAUUGUACAGACCUUGGAAUCACGAUACUUGUCAAUAGAGGGUUUGUCUCCAGAAAGAAACUGAAGCCAGAGACCAGGCUGAAAGGACAGACUGAAGAGGAAAUUGAGCUCACUGGUGUGGUGAGACUGUCAGAGACUCGCAAACCUUUUGUGCCGGAAAACAAUGUGGAGAGGAACCGUUGGCAUUAUCGGGACUUGGAGGCCAUGGCAAGAGUGACAGGAGCCGAACCCAUUUUUAUUGAUGCUGACUACAAGAGCACAAUUCCUGGGGGGCCAAUUGGCGGCCAGACCAGGGUGUCCUUGCGGAAUGAGCAUUUGCAGUACAUUAUUACCUGUAUUUUAUUGUUUUACUCUGCAGGUAUGGGUUAUGUGCAGCCACCUCCUACAUGUGGUAUAAGAAGUUCAUUCAGAAGGUCCAUCUCUAAGCUUCAUGGUGCUUUCAUGCCUGGCUCCAAAAGGAGAUGCCUCUGCCAAUGGACUGAAAGGAGGAACUUCCCUUCAUUGAGGAAGUACUAGUCUUGCACUGUUCUGUGGGAAAUCAAGGGCAGGUGCUUCUUAAUGGUAUUGCAAACCAGUAUUUAAAAUGCAUGAAAUGAGGAGAAAAUAAAGGGUGACAAUGAGAGCCCUUAUCAGGAAAGUAGUAGGGAAAAGCCUUUCAGACAGCAGUGCUUGUUAACAUAGGAAGCAGUGGGAAACUGGUGAUGGUCUGGGGCAUAAUAGUUGAUGUGUGGCAAUAUGUUUUGCAGAAUACAAAAUCAUGUUUCUUGAAAUGAAAUUGCACUUAAUAAAUGAUGAGUACAACAGAUUGUUUGAAAUCUC
Sceloporus undulatus (fence lizard) is the source of this 1343-nucleotide messenger RNA. RefSeq names its product surfeit locus protein 1. Gene Ontology annotation, cellular component: mitochondrion; membrane. The transcript has 8 exons. The record is from RefSeq and is a predicted model, not a curated record. Bases 57 to 1040 code for a protein of 327 amino acids. Gene Ontology annotation, biological process: mitochondrial respiratory chain complex IV assembly. NCBI's taxonomy places the organism in Eukaryota, Metazoa, Chordata, Lepidosauria, Squamata, Phrynosomatidae.